Odobenus rosmarus divergens (Pacific walrus) is the source of this 816-nucleotide messenger RNA. RefSeq names its product calmodulin-like. Gene Ontology annotation, molecular function: calcium ion binding; enzyme regulator activity. NCBI's taxonomy places the organism in Eukaryota, Metazoa, Chordata, Mammalia, Carnivora, Odobenidae. The coding region runs from base 1 to 816 and encodes 271 amino acids. The record is from RefSeq and is a predicted model, not a curated record. The transcript has 4 exons.
AUGGCCUUAACGUUAGCAGAGGAGGUGGAAUCAGAAGUAAGAAAAGGAUGCCAGCUUUUGACAGAUUAUGAAAAGUCCUGGAAACCUCAAGUUUUACCUGAGGGAUGUGGUGCUUCUGCUAUGCAUGAGGAAAACAGCUGCAAGCAAGAAACGGUCAACAGGUUAAAAGAAGAGAUAAAAGAGAACAGCAUUCUGGGCAGUGGUGUUGGGAGCCUCGCGGGCGCGGCACCGUUACUCACAGUCGGGCAGCGACGGCCGCACAGCGCUGAGCGCUCAUCGCGCCUUAGCAGCCGCGGCCGCUGCCCUCACACCCUCUGCGCUGGUGCAGCCACACUUGCUCCCUCUGCUCUUCCCUUGGCUCGCACCAGGACUGCUCAGCUGACCGAAGAACAGAUUGCUGAGUUCAGGGAAGCUUUCUCCCUAUUUGACAAAGAUGCUGAUGGCACCAUCACAACAAAGGAAUUUGGAACUGUCAUGAGGUCACUGGGUCAGAACCCAACAGAAGCCGAAUUGCAGGCCAUGAUCAAUGAGGUGGAUGCUGACGGAAAUGGCACUGUAGACUUCCCACAAUUUUUGACUAUGAUGGCUAGAAAAAUGAAAGAUACAGACAGUGAAGAAGAAAUUCACGAGGCAUUCCGAGUCUUUGACAAGGAUGGCAAAGGUUACAUCAGUGUGGCGGAGCUACGUCAUGUCAUGACCAAAUUAGGAGAAAAACUAACAGAUGAAGAAGUAGAUGAAAUGAUCAGAGAAGCAGAUAUUGAUGGAGAUGGACAAGUCAACUAUGAAGAAUUCGUACAGAUGAUGAUUCCAAAAUGA